Tribolium castaneum (red flour beetle) is the source of this 2212-nucleotide messenger RNA. RefSeq lists its product as uncharacterized. The coding region runs from base 125 to 2077 and encodes 650 amino acids. The transcript has 3 exons. The record is from RefSeq and is a predicted model, not a curated record. NCBI's taxonomy places the organism in Eukaryota, Metazoa, Arthropoda, Insecta, Coleoptera, Tenebrionidae.
AAAACCUCCAGUAUAUUCCGAAUGUCAUCCAAACGUCAUUUCACAACAUUUUGUUUAUUUUUCGAUUGUGUUACCAAAAAUUUCCGCCGGUUAUGUGUCAAAGAACCUAUAAUCCCCCUUUAUAAUGUCCUACUGCAUGUCCCCUCAAGACUUCGACUACCCAUGUUCGAACCGAAACAAAUGCAAAAAUUCUCGAAAAUAUAGAAACGACAUUCACGAACGGCCCGUAAGAGACACCCCAGGCAUCAUAACCGAACCCACCAUUAGCCACUUUCCUCCACCCGAGCCCCCCGGCCCGCCCAGCGACUGGGAACUCCAGUACUGCAAAUGGUCGGGGUGGACUUGGGUGAAAAAAAGCGACAAGGAGGUGUCUCGACCUCAAGCCGAACCGAACCAAUUCUCAGAUUCACCUGCAGAAGUUUCCCGCGCCCAUCAUCAUCCCCAAGAUGAGAAGAAGAAGAAAAAGGGGGGUUUAUUUAGCUGUUUUAAGAAAAGUCCACCGGAGAGCAGGGCUUCGCAGAAUAGAACUGCGGUGUCAAACGGUCCACCCCCAACCCCAAAGCCCGUUCAAACCGAACCACAACCAACCAAUAACGACUUUAAUGACUCGGUUUCGGACGGUUUCGAUGAUUGUUGCUGUUGUGGGAUGGACUACGAGUGCUGUUGUAACGUUUGUCCUUGUAUGACUCAAGUUUGUUGCUGUUGUCCGCGUGAACAUGAACAAGGAAAACGACGGGAAAGCAAGACCAUAGAAACACAAACCGUAAAAGAAAUGAAGGAAAAAGCGACUAAAAUGAGCGAAAUGCACAUACCCAAGCCACGUCCUUGUUGUGGGCGAAGGCGUAAAUGCAAAUGUAGGUGUAGAAGACCAGUCUGUUGUCCUUGUAAACAAAAAACUUGUUGUCCUUGUGUCCAGCCGGUUUGUUGUCCUUGUAAAAGCAACCAACCAAAUGGGAGUUCCUCCAAGAGGAAAAAUGAUGACUCCUCUACAAUAAAUAGUGACAAUAUAGUAAAUUUCUGUUUGGCUAAUUAUUUAGGGAGUAAGAAACCCAACGAUUUCAAAUCGAAUCCCUUAGUAAAAUCAGUCGAUCUCUUGUUGAAAAAUAACAUAAAUAUCAUGAAUCUAUUCAACGACAAAAAAGAGCUGAAACACCAGGCCAAGCCCAUCGUUUCAAACCAAACAAUAAGUUGCCUAUCGUCCGAUAAUCUCAUAAAAAGGACCGACCAGGAGCAUAAUAAAUUACUAACCGCAGUUUGUGAUGCAAUUCUGUCCAGUCACAAAUUCGAUAAUGACAAGUUCAGUUCAAAGCCCCAGUUUACAGAAUCCCGCAUUAAUUUCAAAAAUUCAGAUUCGAAAGAAUCGUUUAAUAUUUUUUCGAGUAAAGAAAUCCUUGGACGGAUUUUGAGCGAUUUAAAUUUUACAAUGAGUAAGGGCCUGGACGGCUCAGAUAUCCCCAAAGAAACGGGGGUACGUAAUAAUGGGGCUCCAAAAAUCGAGAGUUUUUGUUACCCAAGACGAUCCUUGACGAAGUUGAUAAGAAAUAAGAGUCGCAUUUUGGCAGCCCCCCGUUUUCCGAAAAAAAUAGAAGCAUUGCGAAGGCUAGAUUCGCUGAAGUCUGGGCGUGAUGAAUUGAAAAUAAAACGAGGGUUUGGGGGCCACUAUAGGAAAGUGAAUGGGCUGAAAAUGGAUGAUUCUAAGAAGGGGAGGUUCGAUGAGAGUAAAUUAAACUUCACCGAUAUUUUCAAAAAUAGCGAAGCAGUGAAUAAAUUCAAGUCGGAUCAGAAAAGUCCCCAAAUGUGUUCAACGUCUAAACAAGACACCUCCAAAUUGGAAUCUAUAGAAGCGCUCUUGAGGACACUCGAUUUAACGGAUGACUCAACUAGUGUUAAUUUUAAGCCUCAUGAAAAAACGGAUAUUGAAAGAAAUCGACUUGAGACUCUUCUUCAGGAUCACCAACUACAGUUGCUGGACUCGACUUCACCUCCAUUCACCGAUUUUGAUUUGCUUUUGACCAACGAUGAGGGCAGGCAAGAAGUGCAGGAUAAUAAUAAACCAAAGGAGAACUGCAGUAGAUGAUUUUGUCUGUAAUCUGUAAUAAUUGUAUCGUGAAAACAAACUGAACUAUUGCAUACGAAUUUUACGCAAUAGCCCUCGGUUUUAAGAAAAAUUAAUCCUUCGGUGUUACUAAGACGAUAUUUUUGGAUCUUUUGA